GUGGGUACCGUGCAAAGUAUCCCGGAUGUUCUUUAGAUAUCCCGUAUUGCAAUGAGUGAUUCCGCUGUUGUUAGGAAAGUUUUGACUGUAGCGUUUGGAGGCGCUGCUGUUGCGGCUGGAGCGUACUUUAUAUACAAGUCGUGGAAAUCGACUGAACAUAGUAGCAAAGACCCGGAUAGAGAUGAGGAGGACGUAGAAUCGGAGUCCGACGAUCAUGAGGACGUGGUGCCGUCCGAGCACCGCAUUGUGAUCUUGGGACUAGACGGAGCUGGGAAGAGCAGUCUGAUGGCUGCACUGGCCGGACAGAAACUGUCGUCGAGCAUUCCCGUGACUGAAGGGUUUAAUGUAAUUAAUAUGAACAUGGAAGAAGCCACUUGGAAUCUGUGGGAAGUUGGUGGCGGACAAGCUUAUCGUCAGCAUUGGCCUCGUUUCCUCGGCAACACAUCUCUUUUAGUGUACGUUGUCGAUUCAAUCGAUAGCAAGCGGUUCGAUGAGUCAGCCAAUACUCUUUGGUCACUUCUGGGUGAUGAGCAGCUUACUAACGUUCCACUUCUUAUUGUCUUCAACAAGCAAGAUAUCGACGGAGCUAAGAGACCAGAGGAGCUUACAGAACAGUUUAGACUAGCUGAAAUUCUGAAGACGAGGACAGUCCAGUUGGCGAGCAGUCAGGUCCCUCCUGCGGAUGACGAAACUGGGGUGUCUGAAUUUCAGGGAAUCGUACAGAUUAAGCAACUUAUAAUCUCUUUGUGUGAAAGUGAGUAGAAGGUAUAGUGUGAUGUGUCAAUAAGAUUGACUCAAUUUUAUAAGCUUGUUGACACGAUGUUUGUUUGUCGGUCUCAGUGUGUUGCAAUAGUGAGUAGCUUGGGUAUAUUUUCACAGAGUGCUACAGGUGUGGUUGUCAGACUGUAUCGUAUCAUACAGUAACUGUGCACAAUUUGCAAACUGUC
Messenger RNA from Corticium candelabrum, 947 nucleotides. RefSeq lists its product as uncharacterized. The transcript has 4 exons. Bases 52 to 762 code for a protein of 236 amino acids. The record is from RefSeq and is a predicted model, not a curated record. NCBI's taxonomy places the organism in Eukaryota, Metazoa, Porifera, Homoscleromorpha, Homosclerophorida, Plakinidae. Gene Ontology annotation, molecular function: GTP binding; GTPase activity.